Messenger RNA from Parnassius apollo (apollo), 255 nucleotides. Lineage: Eukaryota; Metazoa; Arthropoda; Insecta; Lepidoptera; Papilionidae. The record is from the annotation of a GenBank genome assembly.
AUGCCGAUAAGAAGUGCUAGUUUAAAAGGACGCAAAAGCCUAAAUAAUAAUAAUUUUGAUUUCACAUGGUUAGACCAAACAAAAGAUGAAUUUGUUACUCAACCACAUAAUGAAUCAGAUGAAAAUAACUCAUCCAGCCCAAAAAAGACACCGGAGAGUGUAAGGAAUGUGGAUAAUACUCCUGAAUUGCCUGCACAGGAAAGAGAAGAAUUCACUGACAAUACUAUAACAAAUGAAACGAAAAAAAGGCAAUAA